Molecule: messenger RNA, 1475 nt
Organism: Sinocyclocheilus anshuiensis
Lineage: Eukaryota; Metazoa; Chordata; Actinopteri; Cypriniformes; Cyprinidae
Product: aldose 1-epimerase-like
Exons: 7
Coding region: 179-1195 (338 amino acids)
Biological process (GO): glucose metabolic process; beta-D-galactose catabolic process via UDP-galactose, Leloir pathway
Molecular function (GO): carbohydrate binding; aldose 1-epimerase activity
Source: RefSeq, a predicted model, not a curated record
AACACCAACAAACUCGAUUAACUUGCUCAAAAUCCGACAGAAGUGGAGGGAUUCUGACACAGUGGGCGGUAGUUUGUAGUUUAUUAACUCAAAGUGUAGUCGUUCGUGCUGUCGUGCAGUAACUUUGAUUUAAAUGGUGGAGCAGUAAAGGCUGUCUGAGCGAGCGGCUUGUUUGGGAAUGACGGAGGUGUGUAACGAGGAGCGGGGCCCGGCGGAGAGAUGGAGCCUGCGCACCGGCGCUGUGAGUGUGGAGAUCCUCUCUCUGGGCUGCGGGAUCCAGUCCAUCAGGACACCAGAUCACAGCGGCCAAAGUGCGGAUAUAGUGUUAGGAUACGAUGAUGUAGAAGGUUAUCUCUCAAACCCUCGCUACUUUGGAGCUGUGGUAGGCCGGGUUGCAAACCGCAUUGCCAAGGGCCGGUUUGUGGUAGAUGAGAAAGAAUAUAAACUGGCUAUUAACAAUGGACCCAAUGCUCUGCAUGGAGGACUGAAGGGCUUUGACAAGGCCGUGUGGACCACAGAGGCGGUGGAUAAUGGAGUGAAGCUGAGUCACAGCAGUCCAGAUGGUGAUGAGGGUUAUCCUGGGAACCUAAACGCUUCUGUCACUUACAGACUGGAGAAGAACACACUGAGUGUACUGUACUCUGCACAGACUGACCGUACUACAACCAUCAACCUCACCAACCAUUCAUACUUCAACCUGGCUGGACAGGGGACACCAGACAUUUACGACCAUGAGGUGACCAUCUCAGCAGAGUCGUACCUGCCUGUGGAUGAUACGAUGAUCCCCACAGGGGAGGUGAAACCUGUGGAGAAGACCCUGUUUGACCUGAGAAAGCCUGUCCUCCUGGGCUCUAGACUGAAAGAGCUGCCUGGUCCAGGCUUUGAUCACAACUUCUGUCUGUGUUCACCUGGUGAUCCGCCACUGGAGCGAAAAUGUGCUCGAGUGGUGCAUCCUGGGACGGGUCGUGUUCUGGAGGUGAGCACUACACAGCCUGGGGUUCAGUUCUACACGUCCAACUUCCUGGAUGGGACAUUGAAAGGAAAGGGUGGAGCGGCUUACUCCAAACACAGUGCCUUCUGUUUAGAGACCCAAAACUGGCCAGAUGCUGUUAACCAGCCUCAUUUUCCUGAUGCUCUUCUGAGGCCAGGAGAGACGUACACACACACAACACGCUUCACAUUCUCAGUGCUCUGAAAUUACAUCAGCAUGUGAAGUUUACUUUUACAACAGUACACAACUGCACACUUUUCUAGCAGAAUGUUACAUGACCAACAUAUUGUACUGCUUCUAUGACCAUGAUAUUGUAUUUCUAGAAUUUGCUCAUGUUUUAGUAUGGGAUAUUUGUUCCCCCUACCAUAAAUCCUACACUAACACAAUUACUACUUAAAGUUAAAAGACAUUAAGGUUUGCUUGUAAUCAUAAAUGUUAAUGUCAUCUAAUAAAAACAAAGCCUGUACAAAAUAUUAUUUUUUUG